Molecule: messenger RNA, 1465 nt
Organism: Bombus pyrosoma
Lineage: Eukaryota; Metazoa; Arthropoda; Insecta; Hymenoptera; Apidae
Gene: Rpn10
Product: 26S proteasome non-ATPase regulatory subunit 4
Exons: 6
Coding region: 186-1352 (388 amino acids)
Biological process (GO): proteasome-mediated ubiquitin-dependent protein catabolic process
Cellular component (GO): proteasome regulatory particle, base subcomplex; nucleus; cytosol
Molecular function (GO): polyubiquitin modification-dependent protein binding
Source: RefSeq, a predicted model, not a curated record
AUUAACUAUAUUUAUUUUGAAUACAUUAAUAUCUGAAACUUUUCGUAAAACAUACAAUCAAGUAAAUCAAAAAGGUAAAACGAAACGGAACGGAACGGAAUGAAAUGGAUCGGGACAGAAAAUUAUCUGUAAAUAUGACAGAACGGAACGAAAUGGAAUGAAACGAUUUAGUAAUUCGAACCAAGAUGGUACUGGAAAGUACGAUGAUAUGUGUCGACAACAGCGAUUAUAUGAGAAAUGGAGAUUUUUUACCGACACGACUGCAAGCACAACAGGAUGCUGUUAAUUUGGUUUGCCAUUCAAAAACGCGCUCGAAUCCUGAAAACAAUGUUGGCUUGAUAACACUAGCUAAUGUUGAAGUGUUAGCUACACUUACUAGCGAUGUGGGCAGGAUUUUAUCGAAACUCCAUCAAGUUCAACCAAAUGGUAAUCUAUGUCUAAUAACAGGAAUCCGAAUUGCACAUUUGGCACUGAAACAUCGUCAAGGUAAAAAUCAUAAAAUGCGUAUUGUGGCCUUCAUUGGUAGUCCCAUAGAAAUUGAUGAGAAAGAACUUGUGAAAUUAGCGAAAAGAUUAAAAAAGGAAAAAGUUAAUGUGGAUGUGAUUAGUUUUGGUGAAGAAAGCAUUAAUAAUGAAGUGCUGACAGCUUUCAUCAAUGCUCUGAAUGGAAAGGAUGGAACAGGGAGCCAUUUGGUCACAGUUCCACCUGGGCCACAUUUGUCUGAUGCAUUGAUUUCUUCUCCUAUAAUUCAAGGAGAAGAUGGAAUGGGUGGCACAGGCAUGGGAGGAUCUGCUUAUGAGUUUGGUGUUGAUCCAAAUGAAGAUCCAGAAUUGGCAUUGGCAUUGCGUGUUUCAAUGGAAGAACAACGCCAGCGUCAAGAGGAUGAAGCGCGACGCGCACAAGCUAAUGAAGCGGCUACAAAUAAACCGCCAGAAACGAUUAAAGAAGUACAUAACGAAGAGGCAAUGUUAAAGCGCGCACUCGCUAUGUCACUCGAGGGUGCAGAAACUUCGUCUUCAACUGCUGACAAUACUGCUACUCCUGCUAACAUAAAUGCACCGGAUUUUGCACGUAUGACCGAAGAGGAACAAAUUGCUUUUGCAAUGCAGAUGUCCAUGCAAGAUCAACAAGAACUUGAAUCUCUCAAAGAGGAAGCAAUGGAAGUUGAAGAGGAUUAUGCUGCUGUUAUGUCUGAUCCAGCAUUUUUACAAUCAGUUUUGGAAAAUUUACCAGGUGUUGAUCCUCAUUCGGAAGCCGUCCGCCAAGCUGUUGGGUCUCUUCAACAGAACAAAGAUAAAGAUAAGGAAAGAGAGAAAGAGAAGGACAAAGACAAGGACAAGGAUAAAAAAUAAAAAAAUUAUGCUCAUUAUUCUACAUCAUUACAAAUACCCUUACUUUAUAUUAAUUGCUGUUCGAAUGUGAAUAUCUACAUAUAUACCAAAUAUAAGUUUCAGAUUUUCCACAA